Molecule: messenger RNA, 1335 nt
Organism: Torulaspora delbrueckii
Lineage: Eukaryota; Fungi; Ascomycota; Saccharomycetes; Saccharomycetales; Saccharomycetaceae
Product: serine/threonine-protein kinase
Exons: 1
Coding region: 1-1335 (444 amino acids)
Biological process (GO): protein phosphorylation; cellular response to oxidative stress
Molecular function (GO): calcium/calmodulin-dependent protein kinase activity; ATP binding
Source: RefSeq, a predicted model, not a curated record
AUGCCUGGUGUGGCUAGUGAACAAGUUAAAGGGCCAUCAAAGGUCGAUGGUCAUAAAGUAUCAAAAUUCAUCAAUAAGCUUAGUGGUCAUCCUGACUCGUUUGUGAAUAAGAAGGAUUACGUGUUUGGUAAGACGCUUGGGGCAGGAACCUUUGGUGUCGUAAGACAAGCCAGAAAGAUUUCAACAAGAGAGAAUGUGGCUGUAAAGAUUCUUUUGAAGAAGGCCUUGAAGGGAAAUGAUGUUCAGUUGCAGUUGCUAUACGAUGAGUUGAAAAUAUUGCAAAAAUUGGACCACCCAAAUAUUGUCAAGUUUAAAGAUUGGUUCGAGUCUAAGGAUAAAUUCUACAUUGUUACGCAAUUGGCGACUGGUGGGGAAUUAUUCGAUAGGAUAUUGUCUAAAGGUAAAUUUACCGAAAUCGAUGCUGUUAAGAUAGUAACUCAGAUUUUGAGUGCUGUACAGUACAUUCACUCUAAGAACAUUGUUCACAGAGAUCUGAAACCUGAGAAUAUACUUUACAUCGAUCCAUCGGAUGACUCACCCCUGGUUUUGGCUGAUUUUGGUAUUGCAAAAGAAUUAAAAAGCGGUGAUGAACUCAUCUUCAAAGCUGCUGGUUCUUUGGGAUACGUGGCUCCUGAAGUUUUAACUACUAGUGGACAUGGUAAACCAUGUGACAUAUGGUCUCUUGGCGUCGUUACUUACACAUUGCUAUCUGGUUACUCUCCGUUUAUCGCUGAGAGUGUCGAAGGGUUUCUCGAGGAAUGCACAGAGGGGAGCAAACCUGUCAAGUUUCACAAACCAUAUUGGGAUGGAAUAUCCGAUGAUGCCAAGAAUUUUAUACUGCGUGCGUUAGUGUUGAGCCCGAGCAAGAGACCUACAGCCACAGAAUUGUUGGAAGAUCCGUGGAUAACAUGCUGUACUUCUUGCAAGAACUUGCUGCCUACUGUUAAGAAAGAGUACGAUGCUCGUGCCAAAUUCCGUGAAGCUGUGGAAAUUGUUAAAUUGAACAACAGAAUUUGUAAACUAAGGAAAAUGUACUGUAGGGGCGACGAACCGGAAACUGAUAUACAGGAGAAUGAGACUGCUUCGAUUCCAUCUUCCCAGACGGAAACUUUGUCUUCGCUGAAGAAUCUUCAUUUGAAUGCUCAGUGUACAGAUUCAUCGUGUCUCUCUGAUGAGGAGAAAAAAAUGAAAUCAGCUUUGACUCAAAAUGCCUUUGCGCAGUUGGUAAGGGCAGCGACCAAAAAUCCCGAUAAGGUUCUCAAUUACAAGGAUCCGUCGUCUCAAUCAGCCGCCGACAGUAUUGACGGGGUUUCCAGUUCGGCCUCAGAGGCAUAA